Cephus cinctus (wheat stem sawfly) is the source of this 1920-nucleotide messenger RNA. RefSeq lists its product as uncharacterized. Lineage: Eukaryota; Metazoa; Arthropoda; Insecta; Hymenoptera; Cephidae. The record is from RefSeq and is a predicted model, not a curated record. Bases 1316 to 1846 code for a protein of 176 amino acids. The transcript has 3 exons.
GUUUCUCCUUAAUUAUACUGUAGCUCGUUAAUUCUAUACAACGGCGCUAGGUCGGUUGAUACUUGGCUACAUUUUUUAAACAUUGAAUAAUCGACGAACGCCUAUUGUAUUCAACAUCGAGGGCCUAUUUACAAGGUUGUAUGUUAUUUCGUGACGGCAACAAAGAAUAUGUGAAAUAUUUGAGGGUGGCAUCUCUUUUAUGGAUACCGUACAUUACAUCGUUAAAAGUUUAAUAAAAAAUAACGGUAUCCACGAUAACGAGCUAUCGUGUCAACAAGAGGAAUAACGAUGGAAAAUGGAAUCAGUUACGGAUUCGCAGGCCUGCGGAGCGGAAAAAACACACCUUGUAUUUUCAGGUGCUGUAUCAUAUAAUAUGAAAUCAAAUACACGACGUUUUCGCAGAUGUUAAAUUGCGACAGAAAGGAGGGCGUGCAAAUCAAUGAUAUUUGUCAUACCGUAUUUCUGCGGGAUAAACAGGAAAUAUUGUUAUGUUACCAUUUCCAUCGAUGUACUAGAGAGAAAGAAAACGCGAGUCUCAGCGCCGAUGAUCAUGUUAGUUAGUUUUCAAUGCCACAAUUCUCUAGUCAUAGGAAAUUAACGUUACGCUAUUAGAAUUAAUAAUGAAUUCUUUGCAAUAUUAGCGAAAUUACGUAAUAACGAUACCAUUUAUUUAUUUUAUCCUAUAUUCCUUUCUUUUCAUACCACUUAAACGUGAAUGUCUGGUACAGACGACGCGUGACAAAAGUAACGGUUAACCUGGAAAAUCGUGUGCCUGUAGAAUUACUCCUUAGCUGUAGGUUCCUUGAACUUGUACUUGGGAAAUGGCACGCAAUAUUUUGUGAAAAUGUCUUUGGAAGAAUUUUUCAAGGAGGUACGAAUCGUUUCUUUGCCUAAGAAGGUUUAAUGUAAUUUUUCUUUUAUAUUCUUAAUCGCGUGCAAUGUUUGAAAUUCUAAAUCGUUAACAAGAAGUGAUUACUCAAAUGCAAACUCUUUAAUUAACAAUCUUUUCCGAUUAACCCAUAGCGAUUACUUAUUACAAUUACGAAGCUUUUUGCUAGACAAAUCUUGUAUCAAUGUGAUUCUCAAAGAAGAAAACAAAAACUGUUAACUAUAAGGGUUGCGUGUAAUUUAAGAUUAUAUUAUGAAUAAAUACGUUUCGUAAUAAUCCAAGGAUUAUUUUUUGAAAGAAAAAAAAAACCGUUAAUCAUUCCUUGCCAUUGAGAAAAUGUAAUUUCAUGAGUUCCCAGCGCCGCACUCGUUCCCAUAGAAAAGUCACGAUUUCAUUGGAUCACAUAAAAACAAAUGAGCUUCGUCUAUGGAGAUGUCCGUCAUUAAACUCGCCAUCGGCACAAUGGACGAAAAAUGUGAAAUGGCAAAUCUACGUGGAAUAAUAAAAACCAGCGACACUUCGAAAUACAAUUUACGCUGCAACAGAAACAUCAGCGAGAAGAUGACUAAGAAGGAUUUCAUAUACGAUAUUCGAAGACCUAUAUCUGGAACGAGAAAGCUCGUCGAGGGUCAAAAGCGACAGAUAGUUCUCCCUAUACAACUUCGUAGAAAAACCGUACCAGAUUCCAAGAUGCCUCAAUAUACAGUGAUAACUACAAAGAACGAUAACGGCGGAGGAGGGGACGCGGGAAUGAUGCCAGAAAGGAGGGAUCUUGGAUUUGAAUGUAAUUUCUGCCAUGAGCCCAUUGCUACCCUGUUGUCACUGUCGACUCAUGUCAAGUUUCACUGUCAAAGGUAUUGCAAGAUGUGUUACUGGAUUCUGCGAGAAGAUGAGACAAUGGACCAGCACAUUGAGCAUUCGCAUCGAAUUAGGCCAGGAAUUACAGUCAAUCUGUGAGAUAUUGAAAAUUAAUUAUUUUUCUUUGUUCUUGUCGUAAAUACAAUUUCGUUGUUUCCUUUGCACUGUCCAAA